AAAUAAUAAGACCGGCAGAAGGAAGCGGAGGAGAAAGAACCGAGGAAGAGGAGAAACGAAUUGAAGGCGCAGGUGGGACCGAGAGGAGAUCUAUCGAGAAGGGGAGGGAUGGGGGUGAAGCAGUGCGAGCUGUGCGAUCGGCCGGCGAGGAUGCUGUGUGAGUCGGACCAGGCGAGCCUGUGCUGGGAGUGCGAUGCCAGGGUACACGGCGCCAAUUUCCUGGUGGCACGCCACACCAGAUGCCUCCUCUGCCGGAGCUGCCAGUCGCCCACGCCAUGGCGGGCGGAAGGUGCCAGGCUGGGCCCCACCGUCACCGUCUGCGAGCGGUGUGCCGCUGCCGAUGGCGCGGAGGACGGCGACGGAGGCCAGGGGAAAGGAUGCGGCGUUGACGACGAGGGGGGAGAGGGGAAAGGGGAAGAACGGGAGGUGGAUGAGGACGAUGACGAAGAGGACGAUGGCGACGAAGGAGAGGAGGAUACGGACGCGGACGCGGACGACGACGAGGGGGACGACGACGACGACGACGACGAGGGGGAGAACCAGGUGGUGCCGUGGUCGAUGACGCCGCCCCCUGUGGCCAGCUCGUCGAGCGGCGAGGAGUCGGGUCGGAUGGGGAAUGGCGGUGGCUUCUUGAAGCGGAUGCGGGAGAAUGUCGAUCUCGGCGUCUCACAGGAGGCGACCUAUCGCGCAUUGACCCCCGCGGCGGCAAACGACGAGGCCACCUCCUUCGGUUCCGCCUCCCGGUCCUCCAAUGACCGCAAGAGACCUGCCCUUCUCCGCCUCAGCACCGCCGAGCCAUCGUUCUCAUGAGUCCGCCUCCUGUCUUCCUCCGAUCCAAGUGAGUUCAGCACCUUGUAGUGAUCAAAGUCUCAUCAUUUACAUCCUUGAAUUCUGUUCUUAGGACUAAUGAUUCCCAAAAUCCCAUCAUUUUGGAGACGCAAAUCCACACGAGGAUCGAGAAGAUUAGAUUGCAGUGUGCAGCUAGCUAACUACAGAGUGUUAUGAUGAGCUAACUCAAAAGACUAGUCAUGGUAGACACCUUAUAGAUCGAUCCUCUCUAGGUUUGAACUCAGCAGAUCUCAGGGGGUUGCAGAACUUAAUCACUGAAGUGCUAUUUUUCUUCUGGUUCACUGGAUUUCAGCAGUUAUAUCACAGAUCAUACAUGUUGUUGGAUUCAUUCUAUCAAAACAGUAUGAUGCAUCAGGAGUUCCUCCUUGAUUUCCACCAUAACAAGUAUAACAAGUUUCAGUAAGAUUUAUCAGCUAUGAACAUCUCCACAGUGAGCAGCUGCGUGCUAUCAGGGAAUACACAUGCAGACAAGUACUGCGAAGGAUGCUGCAGGUGCUGCUUCAUCAGUGAAGAAACAGCUCUAAUAUGCUGGUCCUUGUUAGAAUAACAAGUUACAGAAGUUGGCUUGGCCAGUGGUUACUGUCCCUCUUCAUCUUGGAGAGGUUCCAUGACUGAAACUUUGAGUUGUUUCAGGUAUCUGACAUGAGUAAUUCAACCUAGGUAGAGGAUCACUGCUCCUUCUACUUCCAAAAAAGAGUCAGAUAACCCAAAUUUUGUGCCAACAAUAAGAUAGCAACCACAGCUCUAACAGUCUCACAAAUUCAAAGGAGAUAAACAAUGCGUAGCCCAUGAUUCUCUCGACAUUGGCCAGUGAGAAGAACUCUUGAAAUCAGAGCUUAAUUUCUCCUUCCUGCAAUGCCCUUUAAGUAGAGUCAUGAAUUUUCCAUGUGUUUGUGUGUGUGAAGGGAGAGUGAUGAUAUUAUAUAAUCCAAGACAAGGGACAUGAGCCUCUACACGCUGAGAAGAAAGAAAUGCCUGUUACAAAUAGAGAUUUCUUGCAGAUCUAGAAAACAAUGUUCUUUUCUCUAUUUGAAGAAUGAUUUUGUCCUUGAAGAUAUCAGAUAUGAACUCUGAGAUCAACAAGCAAGUUUAGUUUGGUCAUCAGUGACAAGUUGGAGCACUCUCUACAUUCUUGAACAGUCCAGCACUAGACCAAUUCCCCAUAAGCUUAUUGGUCAAACACUUUAUGGGGGAUAUCUUCACAUUAGUUACUGAAUGUCAAUUUCCAGACACAGGAACCUCUCUUUUCCUUGUAUCUAAUCUUUGAAGAAAAGGCCCAUCUUAUCUUCUCUACCAGCCUAAACUACUGAUGAUUGCAACUGCUCUUUCAGAUGCUUGUGUGAUAAAUCCAAACCGGCCAAUUUGUCUUGAAGCAGCCAUCGCUCUCUAAGAAAACCCUGUUUUCUUUGAUUUCACUAUCCGGCUUACAAAUGAGAAUGAUAUUGCUGACAGAAACUUGGACUUCUUUUCCAUGAAUGAAUGAGUUGCUUCAUUCCUUCUGCUGGAGAAUGAUCUGUGUAUGGUUGGAAGACUCUCUCUUUUACCCAUAAGGAAAAUUCACAUCUCACUUAGUUAAAAACCAUGUCUCUUAUUAUCUUUCUCUCUUAAUCUGUCAUGUUUUAUUCUGAUGUGAAGAUUAAUGAAUUCAGAAGGGGAAGAAAAAAAGAACUGUUGCCUUA
Molecule: messenger RNA, 2528 nt
Organism: Musa acuminata AAA Group (dessert banana)
Lineage: Eukaryota; Viridiplantae; Streptophyta; Magnoliopsida; Zingiberales; Musaceae
Exons: 2
Coding region: 109-810 (233 amino acids)
Molecular function (GO): zinc ion binding
Source: RefSeq, a predicted model, not a curated record